AUGGCGACUCUUCGUGUUUUAGCCCGGGUCGCACUCCCUUCCACCACUCGUGGUCGCUUUGGGGCCGCGGUAGGCGUGCCCGGAAGACUCCUCAGUACAACCACAGCCGGCGCCAAACCCUUGCCAAUGUUCUCAAUGGAGGGCAAGGUAUGUCUGGUGACUGGCGCAGCCCGGGGUCUGGGCUACGAGUUUUGUCGUGCCUUCGUCUCCUCGGGUUGCACCUCACUCGCAGUCCUUGAUCUCGUGGAGGCGGAUGCCCGAGCCAGUGCGGAGGAGCUCAAGACAUACGCGAAAGAGUUCAAUGGUGACACGGAACUCAACGCUGUCGGAAUCGAGUGCGACGUGUCCUCUGAAGUCUCAGUGCAAAAUGCCUUUGCAGACACGCUCAAGACUUUCGGGCGGGUGGACGCUGUCGUCGCGUCUGCUGGUAUCGUGCACAACCACUCUGCCUUUGAUUACCCAGUCGACCGCUUGAAGCGCCUCUACGACAUCAACGUGCAUGGCGCGUUCUUCACUGCCCGGGAAGCCGCAAAAGCCAUGAUUCCGCAAGGAGGCGGGGCAGUGGUGCUCAUCGCCAGCAUGAGUGCCAAUAUCGUCAACGUUCCCCAGCUGCAAACGCCAUACAACGCAUCGAAAGCCGCGGUCAAGCACAUGGCGUCAAGUCUGGCCGUCGAAUGGGCCAAGCAGGGCGUGCGCGUCAACGUCCUCAGUCCCGGUUACAUGCAAACGAAGCUGCUGAAAACGGUCCUGUCCCACGACACGGAGCUCAAAAAAACAUGGGAGAGCCUGACGCCCAUGGGAAGGCUCGGAAACCCAGAAGAUCUUGCUGGAGCGAUAGUGUACUUGUGCAGCGACGCCUCCAAGUUCAUGACGGGCUCAGAGAUUCGAGUGGACGGUGGUUAUUGCAGUGUCUGA
Molecule: messenger RNA, 915 nt
Organism: Mycena indigotica
Lineage: Eukaryota; Fungi; Basidiomycota; Agaricomycetes; Agaricales; Mycenaceae
Product: NAD-P-binding protein
Exons: 10
Coding region: 1-915 (304 amino acids)
Cellular component (GO): intracellular anatomical structure
Molecular function (GO): oxidoreductase activity, acting on NAD(P)H, oxygen as acceptor
Source: RefSeq, a predicted model, not a curated record